UUGGUCGCCAUUUGUAUGAAACGUGCAAAGGAAGACAACGAUGUGAUAGAAGAUCUUUGUUGUUGUUUGACAAUAAACAUUUUGCCUGAAUAAAUAAUAAAGCAAAUCAAACACAUACAAUCUAUUGGCACAACUAUCCAACAAUGACUUAGAGGGCUUUACAAUCAACAGCUAUGAUGGAUGGUGGUGUUGCCACAAUGCCCAUGGGAAGGCCAUUCCCGCCAGGAAAUUUCCAGUAUAUGCCUCCCAAGCCAAAUCAUCAACAACUACAGAAGCCACCUAGUUACCAACAGCCACAACAGAAUGCCACCCAGCAACCACCAAGUGGUGUGGAUCCAAGCAAAGACCCAAAUCAGGCAGCCGGUCAGGUGGUUAUGUUUGAUGGUAAACGGAUGAGAAAAGCUGUACAUAGGAAAACAGUUGAUUAUAAUUCUGCAGUGAUUAAAUAUAUAGAGAAUCGAUGUUGGCAGAGAGAUUAUAGAGAUGUGAGAGCUGUCAUGCCAGAUUCUUUGUACCAGAUAGAUCUGACUCCACCAUUGAGUAUGAAAACUAAUCCAAUGAACUGUGUGACGACAAAGUUUAUAAGAACAUCAACAAAUAAAUUCAGAUGUCCAAUUUUCUGUCUUGCUUGGACACCAGAAGGAAGAAGACUUGUAACUGGGGCAUCCAGUGGGGAAUUCACUUUAUGGAAUGGUUUAACUUUCAACUUUGAAACUAUUUUGCAAGCCCAUGAUACAUCAGUUCGAGCAAUGGUCUGGAGUAACAAUGAUUCUUGGAUGAUAACUGGAGAUCAUUCAGGAUUUAUCAAGUAUUGGCAGUCCAAUAUGAACAAUGUAAAGAUGUUUCAAGGACAUAAGGAGCCCGUUCGUGGGAUCAGUUUUUCUCCAUCUGACAAUAAAUUUACGACUUGUUCUGAUGAUGGUACUGUACGAAUCUGGGAUUUCCAGAAAUGCCAAGAAGAGAAGAUUUUAAGAGGACAUGGUGCUGAUGUGAAAUGUGUAGGCUGGCAUCCACUGAAAAGUCUGAUAGCCUCUGGAAGUAAAGAUAAUCAACAGCCAUUGAAACUGUGGGAUGCUAAGACUGGAUCCUGCCUCGCUACAUUGCAUGCUCAUAAAAUGACAGUAAUGCAGUUACAGUGGAACAAGAAUGGCAACUGGUUACUGACAGCGUCACGAGAUCAUCUCAUUAAACUGUUUGACAUACGUAACAUGAAGGAGGAAGUCCAGACAUUUAAAGGACAUAAAAAAGAAGCUACUGCAAUAGACUGGCAUCCUAUACAUGAAGGAUUAUUUGCGUCUGGAGGUUCUGAUGGUGCUGUCAUGUUCUGGCAUGUGGGAACAGACAGAGAAUUAGGUGGAAUGGAGAUGGCUCAUGAAGGCAUGGUCUGGAGUUUGGCAUGGCAUCCACUUGGUCAUAUAUUAGCUUCUGGGUCUAAUGAUCAUACAACAAAAUUUUGGACACGUAAUCGUCCAGGAGAUAGAAUGAGAGACAAAUAUAACUUGAACACAUUGGGUGGAUCAGAACACGAGUUGCCUGAGUUUGAUUUAGACAACACAACCCCAAUAGUGACAUCUGUGUCUACCAUACCUGGUGUGAACGAGGGAUCAACAGAAGAUUUCAACAACAUGGAAGACAGGUCAGAAGAAGACAUUUCAAUACCAGGUUUAGACUGGGAAACAGAUGCUCAAUUCUUAAAGGAUAGUCACAGGGAGCAGAAUCAGAGACGCAAGAUACCGUACUCUCGACCCAUCGACAGAGAAUUCGUCCAUGCGUGGAGAAGUAAUAAACAGCCACCAGCAAUAUCUGGGGAAAAAGUAGAUGAAAAACCCAAGCAUCCUUUGCCAAGUCUCCUGGAAUUGCCCUCGGUUAAACCAGCUGGGGAUUUUAACUUGGAGACUUUAAAGGAUGAAGAAGGUGACAGACACGGAAAACAGCUUAGACAAGGGAGAAAUAAAGACUUUCAGAGAGAUAAGAGAGGAUUUCCUGGUAGGGACAGAGAUGAUCAAGAUGGUGACAGAGAUGAAAGAGAUUCCCACCAUGACAGAUCCAGAAAUGAUUCUCAAAACAUGGAUGAUUUUGAUGAAAGAAUGGCAGAGGAAAACUUGAUUGAGCUGCAAGAGAGAAUGGAUAGGGGAGAGGACAUGAGGGAUCAUGAAAUCAUGGAACUACAAGAUGGAAUGAUGGGAAAUAGGAAAGGAAUGCUGGGAAAUCAGCAAGGCAUGAUGGGCAAAAAAGGGAUGAUGGGAAAUCAACAGGGAAUGAUGGGUAAUCAGCCUCGAAUGAUGGGUCCUCAAGGGUUAAUGGGCAAUCAGCAAAACAUGAUGGGACAGAACAGACCAGGUCUUAUUGGAAAUCAACCACCAGGCAUGAUGGGUAAUAGGCCUGGACUUAUCGGAAAUCAAGGAAUCAUUGACAAACCUGGUCCAGGAAUGAUUGGAAAUCAACAAAAUAUGAUGGGACAAAACAGGCCAGGAAUGUUGGGGAAUCAACCUGGUGGCAUUAGGGGGCCUGGUCCUGGAAUAAUGGGACCUAAAGGCAUGAUGGGUGACAGACCUGGAUUCAUGGGAAAUAGAAUGGGAGGUCCAAUGGGACCACAGGGAAUGAUGAGCCCUGGAAACAGAAUGGGUGGUCCAGGACCACAAGGUGGUCAGAGAAUGCCAUUACUAGGUCCAGCGCCUGGAAUGGGUGGCCAAGGAGGACCAAAUAUGAACAGGCCUUUUGAUAUGGACCAAGAUUUUAGAGCUCCAAAUCAAAAUCAAGGCAAUAAUAGAGGAGGUGGUGGAUUUAACGAUACUGACUUUAGAAAUCAAGAUUCAGAUUUUCGUCAAGAUUCUGAUUUCCGUGGCGACAGUGACUUGCGACAAAGAAAUCGAGAAGAUAGGGACAAUAGAUUUCAGGACAGGAAUCAAAAUUUUGAUCAAGACAGGAAGCAGCAUUUUGAUCAGGACAGGGAUAAUAGAUUUAACAUGAAUAAAGGUCAGAAUAGACAAGAAGAGAUGAUGGACUUUGAUGACCGUGAUUCUAGGCCCAGAAACUUGGAUGGUUCAUUCCGAGACCAAAGAGACAAUUUUGGUGAUGGAAAUCAAAGAGAGAACUUUGGUGAUCGAAAUCAAAGAGAAAAUUUCAAUGAUAGAAAUCAACGUGAAAAUUUCGAUGACCGCAAUCAACGAGAUAACUUUGGUGAUAAUAGAAAUCAAAGAGAUAAUUUUGGAGACAAUAGAAACAGAGACAAUUUUGGUGGUGGCAACAGGGACUGGAAUGAUCGAGGUGGACAUAGGGGUGGUAGGGGAGGUAGGGGUGGUGGAAGAGGAGGCAGGGGAGGAUGGCGAGGAGGACGAUAACCAUGUAUUGUUAUCAUGUCUCAAGACUUACUACUCAGUGCUGAAUAAGAGUUUGAAAGUGUUUAUGAUAUCUUUAUUGCUUUAAAUGAGUUGCAUAUGACUAAAAUCUUCAUUCAGAGAUCACCAGAGGUAAAACUUAAAGGGUCAAAGGUCGCCCUCAUGAAAUGAGUGUUUUUGGCUGAACAAUUCUUCAAAUGUUGGAACCUCUUGCAACAAUAUCAACAGAAUUAUUUUUAUGAAAAAACGAAAAAAGAAAAAUAUAAAGAAAGUAAAUCAAAAUUAGCCCAAUUAAGCUCCAUUCUAAGAAUAGCUUUUGGUGAUCCCUGGCUUUAUUUAUAAAGCAAAGAAACUAUUGUAUGAGCCAUGACAGUCCUCUUUAAACAUUCUUAAUUAUGUGUUUGUUCUUUUAAAACUUGCCUUUUCUAAAGAGGAAGGUGUGAGGUAUUGGCACUACUUGGUGACUAUAGUCUGUUAUAGCUUAUGCAAUAUUAAAAAAUAAUCUAUGAGACAAAUGCCCCAUUAAGGAUAAAAAUUUGCCGGCUUAAGGUAUUAUUUCUUGUUAAAGUGGCGACGAACAAAGAUGGUUGCUGUUAAUGUAAAAAGAAAAUAUGCUAAGGUAAAAUCUGGCAAAAAAAAUCCCAGAAAACCUUUAAGGAAAUAAUUGAAUUUAAAUAUUUAGGAAAUAAUGCUGUUGAGAUAGCCUUUAAUGAAUUUAGUAAGGUUUUAAUUACCAAACCUACCACUAGAUAGCCACAAUUACUAAAUAUAUUUAAUAGAUCUAAAAAAGGUCAAACAAAUGACUUUAAUAAUGCUGUUAGUUGCUUCUGUGGCAAGCACAGAUCAGUAAGUGGCAAAAGGAAUGGAACCAGAAUACAACACCUCUUCAGCCCAUUAUCUUUUAUCUGAUCCAGAAUGAUCAAAUUUCAAUUCAGUUUUGAAGUUCUGGUACAAAAGAAAGGUCAUAUUCUUCGAUACUUCUUUAACAUGUUUCGUUGUUCACAGAUUAUCAUUUUGACAUUAAGCAUUUAUUCAUUUAUUCAUCAUCAAUUCAUUCAUCCAUCUAUUCAUUCCAUUGAACACCAGACAUAAUUGUAUAAAUGGAGUUUUGAGUAUCUGUGAGUGAGUAUAAAAAACAAAGCACAUUAAAAUGAUUGGAUGUUCAACGUUUUCAAGACUGUUAACUAGAAAAAUCUUAUUGAUAUCUUCAAUUCAACUAAAUGAAAUCGUCAGUGUAAAUCUUUUAUUUUGAAAAAAUUAUGUCAAUCAAUCCUUAACUGCAAUUAAUCAACAAGUGUAAAAAAAGACUUAUUUUUGAAAAUUUUAUAGUUCAAGAUACUGAAAGUGCAUACACAUGAGCAAAAAAUAUGUACACACUAUCUUUCCUAUAUCUUGCUUUUUUUGGCCAUUUCAAUAAGAACAAAUUCAACACCUUAUAUAGAUUGUUGAGGAAACCAUAUGAUUGUAAAACUUUAACAAAUAUUUGUACAAAAAAUUACUAAAUGUACCGUUAUAUAAAUGUACUAUAUGUCAAAUUUUUAAAUUACUGGUGAUGUUGAAGAAAAAUUUCAAUCAUCAAAAACAUGUACAAUGAAAGGCAUUGGUAUGCAUUAAAAUUUUAUACUAUUUAUAUUAAGCAGUCUGGUUAUUUGUGAAAAAUAGACAAUUUCAUGACAGUUUCAUGCUAAAUGUCUGUAAUUUGUAAAUAAAAUUGUCAUGCUUGGA
Messenger RNA from Mytilus californianus (California mussel), 5063 nucleotides. Its product is annotated as pre-mRNA 3' end processing protein WDR33-like. The record is from RefSeq and is a predicted model, not a curated record. Lineage: Eukaryota; Metazoa; Mollusca; Bivalvia; Mytilida; Mytilidae. The transcript is spliced from 17 exons. Bases 174 to 3341 code for a protein of 1055 amino acids. Gene Ontology annotation, cellular component: mRNA cleavage and polyadenylation specificity factor complex. Gene Ontology annotation, molecular function: protein binding.